Melanaphis sacchari is the source of this 1029-nucleotide messenger RNA. RefSeq lists its product as uncharacterized. NCBI's taxonomy places the organism in Eukaryota, Metazoa, Arthropoda, Insecta, Hemiptera, Aphididae. The transcript has a single exon. Gene Ontology annotation, molecular function: catalytic activity. The annotation marks the transcript as partial. The record is from RefSeq and is a predicted model, not a curated record.
AUGAUUAGCUUCCUGCAAGGAAACCUGAACCACUGCAGAGUGGCUCAGGACCUGCUCACUCAAUAUAUGGUUGAGCAGGAGGUGGACGUCGCGCUAUUAAGUGACCCACACAGGGUGGAUUCAGGGUCAACAAUGUGGCAUAGUGACAAUGGCACCCAGAGAGCGGCAAUACUUAUAUCGGGCAACGGUAUUACAGUUGGAAAUAUACAGAGGGAUUUGGAGUUCGUGUCCGUACGUAUCAACGGGGUGCAAGUAUACAGUUGUUAUGCAUCCCCGAACAAGACGCAGGCAGAAUUCAACAACUUCUUACAAAGGCUGGAGGACAGUGUCAGGGCCGUACCACCCGGAGUUCCCGUGCUUGUCACUGGUGACUUUAACGCCAGAUCGGCAGAUUGGGGUGACUGGGUUAGCAACCAACGAGGAGGAGAACUUAACGACCUGUUCCAAUCGCUGGAACUUGUGAUACUGAACACAGGCUCAACUCCAACGUUCAAUCGAGGAGCGGGAUCUAUAGUUGACGUCACCACGGCGUCAAGCACACUGGCUCGAAGAAUUGGACAUUGGAGGGUAAUGACCGAUAUCUACAAUGGCAGUGAUCACCACUACAUCCAGUUCAGCAUGGACUCGAACGAAGAAGGAAAUCAACCAAUAACCCGCACCAGCGAGCCAAUCGGUUGGGAUACCUCUGGUAGCAUUAAUCAGGACCUAUUCAAAACCGGUCUCCUCGUCGCAGAAUGGCUAGAUCAAAGUCGACAACACAUAGAGCAGGACGCUGACACAGAAGCAAGGAGACUUGGGGCAAAAAUCGCAGCAGCCUGCGACUUCUCUAUCCCCAGGCGGCGGGCUCAUAGACCCGGGAAACCUCCAGUCCAUUGGUGGAACCCCGAGAUAGCCUCCCUUCGGGCCGACUGUACAAGGGCCAAACGAUGCAACGUUAGGAUGAUAUCCCGCAUAACCCGCCUCAGACGCAACGCCGCGGCUGACUUUGACAACGAACGGGCCGAUGCAGAACUGGCAAGGGCGAAAGAA